Ipomoea nil (Japanese morning glory) is the source of this 1068-nucleotide messenger RNA. RefSeq lists its product as uncharacterized. The transcript has a single exon. Gene Ontology annotation, molecular function: RNA-DNA hybrid ribonuclease activity; nucleic acid binding. The record is from RefSeq and is a predicted model, not a curated record. NCBI's taxonomy places the organism in Eukaryota, Viridiplantae, Streptophyta, Magnoliopsida, Solanales, Convolvulaceae. Bases 1 to 1068 code for a protein of 355 amino acids.
AUGGAGUAUGAUGAUAUGUGGUAUUCGGAUAGGGAUUUGAGGGGUUGCUAUUCAGUUAAGGAUGGUUACAGGAAGUUAGGGGAGUUGAAUGGACCAUGCUUGCCAGUAUGGGGAAAUCUUUGGAAACUACAGGUGCCCCCGAAAUGGAAGAACUUUCUGUGGAGAGCUCUAUCAGUAAAUUUGCCUACUCUUAAUAAUCUUAUUAAGAGAAGGGUGGAGCUUAUUAAUAUUUGCCCGGCAUGUGGAACGGAUGAGGAGAAUGUCAUGCAUAUUUUAUGUUCUUGUUAUUUUGCUACACAUGUAUGGAACAUUUCUCAACUGCCUAUUCCCUCUUUUGACGGCAUGAAUUUUGUGCAAUGGAUGGAGUUGUGGCUUGGUGUCUCGGCCGCCUAUAAUACAGAAGCACAUGGGAGGAUUUGUGGAUUGCUAUAUGAUAUUUGGUCUGCCAGGAAUGAGGCGGUAUGGGAAGGCUGUCUGCCGGUUCUGUAUGUGUUGUUGCAACGGUUCUCGGCUAGGUGGGCGACGUGGAUCGCAAGUGAGCAGCAGCGCAGCAUCAGCCGUGUACCGCAUGCACCCCCAACGCCGAAUCCACUUCUACCGCCACCGACUGGUGUGAUCUGCCGGGUUGAUGCAGGCUUUCAUGGACCGACUCGUGUUCCAGCUUAUGGUAUUAUUGUGCAGGAAGCAGAUGGAUCUUUUGUGGCAGCAGGGAAUGGACCGCUUAUUUGCUCGUAUGACCCCAUUUUGGCGGAAGCGUUAGCAAUGUGUGAGGCUCUAUCGUGGUUAAGGAAUAAUGGCUUCUCAAUGAUCACAGUUUACACGGAUAGCUCGAUUUUAGUCUCUAGUCUUAGCCAUGCAUGUUCUUUUCGUACUUAUCUUGGUUAUGUUUUGCUUUCUUGUAAACAUUUACUUUCCACUAUGUCUAGUUCGGUAGUAAAUCAUGUUUGUAGGGAUGCUGUACAGGCGGCCCACGUUAUGGCAAAGCAUGUAAGUGCCACGUUGGCACGUUCACAAUGGAGGGAUGUUCCUCAUCCUUUUCUUGAGCCUGAUGUGGCUAAUGCAAUCUGA